UAAAAUGUGUAGUGUUGUAGCACGAUACGUAUGAAUGAAAAUUUCCAAUAACAAGAGUACGACUGGUUGUACCAUUCAUAAAUCCGUCCACCCUGUACAGGCGGCUCUCACCUGAGCGACAGGUGUGCGCUGCUGUGCAAAAAAAGCAAAAAAUCUUACGCAACCGUGUUGGAGAGUUUGUUUUUUGAGUGUGAUUUUGCGAUUGAAAGGGUGGUUGUGUCACCCCGGCGAAAAUCCCGUUAGUGGUACUGCGAAUUGUCGUGUUUUGUGAGUGCGUUAGCGUCUAGGGGGCAUGCCUGGUCCCUGAUCUGUCUCCAUUCAUGCCUUCGAACGAGCGAGCUAGUAGUACGCUCUGUGAAAUGAUCAAAGUAGCACUAAGGCAUAGUCUUAGCGUUACGCAAUUCAUUCAUAUCGUAUCGAAGUCGGUACGCGAGUGAUAGCUGUUCGUGGUUGGAUUGUGGAAUAGUGCGUUGAAAUUGCUGUGUUUUUACCAAUACUCGACUGAUCGGAUGGAAUUUUUAUAUAAUGAAUUUCGAAAGUAUCGUCAUUUUAGUGCUUUUUUCAAUUCACGGCCUCUGCUCGAGAUUACCUUUGGAAGUUUUUCAACAUCAUCCGACUGAACAUUACGUACAUCACCACAGACUCAAUCACAACAUUGGCGGAUUUCAUCGCAAGAAAAACAUCGAUUUCACCAACGUCAAAAUAUUGUACCAAGUCGGGACGACCGAUGCUGAUCUACCCGAAUGUGGACCUAGAGCGAUCUGCAAUAAACUAGACAUGUACGACACCCCCUGGAUUGAGAAACAAUGCAGAUGCACCGGGGACAGGAAGUGCCCCCUAGAUCUCCAACCUGAUGAUGGCUACACCUUAGCUGACAAAACCAGGCAGUAUAAGCUCUGCGAACCGGUCAAGAAAAUACCAAAAUGCAGAUUUUUCAGGGAUACGACUUGGACUAUAACUCUCUACACGAACAACGUGACAGAACAGAUCGUCCAUUGUCAUUGUCCGAAAAACUCAAUGACGUAUCUUACGAAACGUCAAGCUUUGCACAUGCCAAACGGCCAAAUCGCUUUCCAGUACUACUUCUCGUGUUCACCACAAGCUAGACUACGAUGUCAACGGAAGGAGCCUUGUCGGUUGUUCACAGUGCGUAAACGUCAAGAAUUUUUGGACGAAGUGAAUGUUAACAGUUUGUGCCAAUGUCCUCACGCGCAUCGGUGUCCGCACCAUCACAUGGAUUAUGGUGUGAUAGCGGGCAAAAGUUACACAGAGGAAGCUAUUAAAACGUAUAGUGGUUACUGCCUGCCAACUUAGUACAUCAUUGAGAUUUAAACGAUUACCGUUUGAGCUCUCCGAUAUUAAUUUUUUUGUGUCUUUUUCAUUCUGUAAAUAAUUACUAUUUUAAUACGUGAAAUAAACAAUUCCGGUUGACAUAUAUCGCCAUUUGUAAAGACAUUGUACAAUAUCUUAGUUAAGUGACGUUUGAAACGUGAAUAAUAAAUUAUUUUAUUAUACUAGGUCAAGUCGAAUGCCUCAUUUGAUAUUUGAAAUUUUUGUACAAUUUUAUGUUAUUUUUAAUAUGUAUCAGUGUACAAACGUAUAUUAUAAAUUUAUGUUAUUUUUCA
Messenger RNA from Tribolium madens (black flour beetle), 1625 nucleotides. RefSeq names its product protein giant-lens. Lineage: Eukaryota; Metazoa; Arthropoda; Insecta; Coleoptera; Tenebrionidae. The transcript is spliced from 4 exons. The coding region runs from base 526 to 1314 and encodes 262 amino acids. The record is from RefSeq and is a predicted model, not a curated record.